Molecule: messenger RNA, 3297 nt
Organism: Poeciliopsis prolifica (blackstripe livebearer)
Lineage: Eukaryota; Metazoa; Chordata; Actinopteri; Cyprinodontiformes; Poeciliidae
Gene: lgi2a
Product: leucine-rich repeat LGI family, member 2a
Exons: 8
Coding region: 15-1823 (602 amino acids)
Biological process (GO): inhibitory synapse assembly
Molecular function (GO): protein binding
Source: RefSeq, a predicted model, not a curated record
CAGUGCAGCAUUUCAUGGUGCAGGGUGGAAACGCGCGCUGCCAUCUGCCACGAUCUCGAGCUUCUUCCUGCAGCCAUCCACCUCAUCCACCACUGCAGGGGGAAAAAAACUGUUUAUUUUUUUUCUUAAUUAAAAAAAAAUUUAUAAAACAAGAACAGCAAAAAAAAAAAAAAAACUUCCCACAUGCGAGCCCGACAGGAAAGAUGCCGCCAGCUCUCAGGAUUUGGGCUCUGCUGUGUGUGUCGCUGUGCAGCCUGUGCCAGCCGGCUCUUCUGAAAAAGGCUUUCCGAUGCCCUUCAACAUGCAGCUGCUCCAAGGAGUCCAUCAUAUGCGUCGGCUCCUCCAACAUCCCGCGGAUUGCCCCCAACGAGAUCACUUCACUGAGUAUCGUCAAUGGGACUUUCUCUGACGUCAGAGAGGCGAUGUUUGCCCACAUGCCCACCCUCCAGCUACUACUUUUGAAUUCAAACUCCCUAACGACUGUAAGAGAUGAUGCCUUCUCAGGCCUUCCUCAUCUGGAGUACCUGUUCAUUGAGAGCAACAAGCUGGAGACUACGUCUAAAUAUGCCUUCAGAGGACUCAGGGACUUGACUCACUUGUCUCUGGCAAACAACAACAUUAAAUUCUUACCCAGGGACGUUUUCAUUGACCUGGACUCGCUGAUAGAGCUGGACUUGCGAGGCAACGCCUUUGAGUGCGACUGCAGGGCCAAAUGGCUCAUGAUGUGGCUGAAGAGCACCAACGCCACGGUGUCGGAUGUCGUGUGUGCCGGACCGGACGACAUGAAGGGCAAGCGCCUCAAUGACAUGAACAGCCUGCACAAUGAGUGCAUAUCGACGGAUUUUGUCCUUCAUCAGUCCGUGGCCUCUGAGUCUCUGUCAGUUGAUACGUUCAGCUUCAAGAAUGAUGUCUAUGUGACUAUUGCUGCUCCCAGCUCAGACAGCUGUAUGGUUUUACAGUGGGACCACAUCGAGAUGAACUUCAGGACGUAUGAUAACAUCACAGGUCAGUCCAUUGUUGGUUGCAAGACAGUGAUCAUCCAGGAAGAAGUUUAUGUCAUUGUGGCUCAGCUGUUUGGUGGUUCCCACAUUUACAAGUUUGAUGAUGACCAAAGCAGGUUCAACAAGUUCCAGGAUACCGAAGUGUCCAAGAUCUCCAAACCCAAUGACAUUGAGGCCUUUCAGAUCGGAGCAGACUGGUUCUUUGUCAUCGCAGACAGCUCCAAAGCAGGCUUGUCAACCCUCUACAAGUGGAACGAUAAUGGAUUUUACUCAUACCAGUCCCUGCACGAGUGGUUCCGUGACACAGACGCAGAGUUCCUCAACCUAGAUGGGAAGGCUCACCUAAUCUUGGCAAGUCGCUCGCAGGUUCCAGUCAUCUACCAGUGGAGCCGUAGCAACCAGAAGUUCAUCCUGCAGGGUGACAUCCCCAACAUGGAGGACGUGGUAGCUGUGAAACACUUCCGGAUCAAAGAGGAGCUCUAUCUUUCCAUGACCCGCUACAUCGGUGACUCCAAGGUCCUAAAGUGGGGACCCAAACAGUUUUCAGAGAUCCAGGCUGUUCCGUCCCGAGGUUCCAUGAUCCUGCAACCAUUUACAUUCAAGGACCGCCACUACCUGGCUCUGGGAAGUGACUAUACGUUCUCGCAAAUCUACCUGUGGGACGAUGAGAAGAAAAUCUUUGACCGCUUCAAGGAAGUGUACAUCCAAGCACCGCGCUCAUUCACCGUGGUCUCCACUGACCGCAGGGACUUUAUAUUUUCAUCGAGCUUCAAGGGAAACACACAGAUCUUUGAACACGUCAUUAUUGACUUGACCUUGUGAGGGGCUGCGGCUUAUUGUCUCUCCUAUGAUCAAAUGUCUUCCAUUCAAAAGAUAUAUGAAUAAAACAAAGGAAAAAGACUUGAAGAAAUGGGUAAAUUCCAAUAGAUACAUCAUCAUAACUCAUAAUAAAGCUUGGUGAGGUAUUGACUUGUUCUAAAGACGCCCUUCUGGAUUCACCCAAAGCUAAAAUGACCUAAAAACUUUUUCUUUCGCUCUUAUUUUUGCCAACUGAGGACACAGUAGAUAUGUUUGCCUCUUUCUUCAGGCCUUCAUAUAUUUUGCUGUCCUUUCAGAGAAGACCUAAAGUGCUCUGAUGGGCUAACAGUGCCUCCUCCUGGCCGUGAUGGAGUAUUUCACCUUUUUUUCCUUACAGGGAAUGUCUCAAAAGCACAAACCUUUAACUAUCAUAGCUGAAAUCUUAGAAUGUAGCUGAAUAGUAGAAAUGUUACUGUAGGUGCUAUUGAUUGUACACAGCAAUUUACUACUAAUAAAAAAAAAUUAGUAAAUGGCUGUUUCGGGAGCUAAUAUUCAGUUUAGGAUCUACAGUACAGUCCAAAAGUUUGGACACACCUUUUCAUUCAAUGAGUUUCCUUUAUUUUCAUGACUAUUGACAUUGUAGAUUCACACUGAAGGCAUCAAACUAUGAAUUAACACAAGUGGAAAUGUGUACUGAAAAAAAAGUGUUAAACAACUGAAAAUGCGCCUUAUAUUGUAGUUUCUUCAAAGUAACAACCUUUUGCUGUGAUUACUGCUUUUGCACACACUCUGCAUUCUCAUGAUGAGCUUCAAGAGGUCGUCACCUGAAAUGGUUUUCAGGUGUGCCCCGUCAGGUUAGUAAGUGGCUGUCUUGCCUUAUAAAUAGUCAUGAAAAUAAAGGAAACCCACUGAAUGAGAAGGUUGUGUCCAAACUUUUAAUCUGUACUAUAUCUGAUUCUGCUUCAGAUUAAUUUACUUGUAAAAAAAAGAGUUCUCCAGGGUUUGUGUGCUGAUCAGGUAAAUUGAGCAUAUUUUCAAUUCUAAAAGUAAAAAAAAAGGUUUUUUGGUUUGUAUGGUAAGAUUUUUUUGAACCAUCUGAAAGAAAAAAAAUGUGUGUAAAUAUGUCCAGUGAAACUAAGAGUUUUUCUUGUUUUUUGUUUUAUUUUUCUUUCUUAAAAAUUAAUAUUGACUCCUUACCAGGUGUAUAUAUAAUCAGGACUCCAAUGCCACUACCUGUUCUUAAGAGUUAUUUGCACUUACUAACAAAAAUCAGUUGAUUCAGCCUGCAAGAGCAUGACAUUUAAAAAGUCAACUUAUUUUUAGACAAACCUGACAAAGACUUCAAAUGCUUUUAAUAAGAUGAAUGGCAUUGCAAGUAACUAAAAAAAUGAUGCAAGCUGUUAUUCUUUAGUGAGAUCUAGUUUGAAACUUACUGAAUGUUUCUGUUAAAAACUGCUGUACAUUGAAUAAUGAAAUAAAAGUGAAAAGAUAUUGUAAA